This is a messenger RNA of Striga hermonthica, 1350 nucleotides long. Lineage: Eukaryota; Viridiplantae; Streptophyta; Magnoliopsida; Lamiales; Orobanchaceae. The record is from the annotation of a GenBank genome assembly.
UCCAGCAAUCCGUCCCAUUCCAACAAACAGCGAGCACCUUCUCCAUCUAACCAAAUCGACCGCCAGGGCGAGCGCACCUCCGUCCAGUCGACCAAAGAGAAGGAGACCUCCAAGAAGCGUCCGCGCUCUGAGGUGACUGGUCCUCAUUCCAGCGGUGCGCCCCCCUCGCCCAGGCGGUCCCAGGUAGAGACACACUCUACCGGGGGGCCGGUCGUUCAACCCAACCCUUCUCUUUCGUUGGUCUCAGCAGGACCCCAAGAAGCCGUUUCACGCUUGAUGGGGUUCCUACCAUUCAACGACACCCACCGGUGGGGUGUGAAUCGCCGAUCUCAGGCUGAAUACGCUGCCCGUGCCGUGAUAAAGGUAUACUUCUUUUCCUCAUGUGCGUCCUUACAUAUUUCGCCUUCAUACUCUUCCUCACCAUUUGCUCGACCACAGACCCUUACUUCCGUUGUACCUCUCCUCGAGGAGACGCUGAACGGUUCUGGUCGUCCAAUCCCCGUGCUUGAAGGCGACAACCGGCGCUUAGAAGAAGAGAAUAGGCGUCUGAAGGCGGAAAAUGAGGAUUUGCGCAAAACUCGCCACGAGUUAACUGGCCAGCUGAAGAAGGACGAGCAACGGUACGAGGAAGCGCUGAAAGCCAAGGACCAGCUGCUCGAGGCUGAGAGGUCGAUCCGGAAGAAGGAGGUUGAAGCAGCCGCCAUUGCCGCCAUGGAAAAGUCCCGACGGGCCUUGUGGAGAACCCAACUCGGCCAAGGCUUCCUCAAGGCUUAUCGGGAGCAGUUGAUCGAGGAUUACCUUUGCUCGACCGCCUUCCUCAAGGAGGCCGCCGCAAUGGGGAUGGAUUUCUAUACUUACAGUAUGGAAGAGGUUAAGCGACAGCUAAAGGAGAUGGGGUUCACGGGCGAGCUCGACCAGGACAAGACCUGGGAGGCGAUCCCUUCUGCGCCUUCCAACUUCACCGGAGAUCCCAGCCUGCCUGCUGAGCAUCCUUGGUGGGCAGAAUCCUUGGAGUGGUCUUUAACUCGGGAUCCCUCCUUGAAGAGCUCCUUUGAUGUACCGCGGCCUGGUGAGGCGCCCGUGGUUCGUCUUUCUGUUAUCGUUCCCCCGCAACCGUCGACCACCCCUGCUCCUUCGUCCUCUUCUGGUCCAUCCUCUUCUGUCGCUGCGCCAUCCAUUUUCUCAGUCGCUGUCCUUUCCUCGACUAUGUCUCUGCAACCUUCGACCACUGCUGCUCUCUUUUCUUCAACAGUUGCUCAGUCGACUAGUGUUGCUAGCUUUUCUUCAUCAGUUGCUCGGUCGACCACCGCCGCUGCUGCCAUAUCUGCAACGGUUGCUCAGUCGACCGCA